AUGUACACUGAAGUAGAUGUGUUCGUUUCGAACUAUACGCUAAUAGAUCCAGAAAUAUAUCAGCUUUGGAUUGAAGGAUGUUCCUCAAGUGAAGCUGUCUCAACAUUACAUCAAAGAGCGGCUGCAAAACAAACCGGAGCUACUGUUGAGCUCAUAGCUAGUGAUGUAUUGGACCAUUACAGAACCUUCGCACUAUUGGAGCGAUUAUUGACAGUACCAGCAAAGCUUUCAGAGCAGAUGAUAUUUCAAAUUGAUGAACCAACCAAGCAGAUGCUUAUUGAGAAGUACUAUGAAUUGGACGAUGCUGUGAUACGGGAAUUACUUGGCAGAAAACUAUCUUCCAGACAUAGAAAGGAUCUCGAUGAGGUUUCAGAGAGGUCAGGCGCACCAUUGCGUUGCUGUCGCCGCCAGUUCGACAAUGUACGCCGGGUCUUCAAAGCGGUUGAAGAAAUGCCUGGUUCUGUGGAAAGUAACAUCCGGGCGACGUUCUUGCUAUCAGAGCGACUCGCUAGGAAAUAUGGUGCAGUCGUGUUCCUAGCCUGUAUGCGAUUCGAGACGAACAAACGGAAACUCCAAUAUCUUUCGUUCACGGACUUGUACCAGUGCGCCCGCGCAAUACAAUCCGGCUGGACAUACAGCUGUACAGGCCCGGAAUAUUAUGACACCGAGAUGGACAGGGAGUUUUUACUCGAACUUCGUGAUUUGAGGAUUUUACUCGAAAAAGAGAAAGAACAUAAGCAUUUGAUCUGCAUGCGACUGAAACCGAAAGUUCUAGAGAAAUCCUAUCAAGAGCUGGAGUUGAAUUUUAGAUUAUAUACACGCGCUCUCGUUGGUGUUGCCUGUAAUUUGCACCGCGCCAGAGAACUACGCUCUCUAUUUGUGGAUCUGCUAGAGAGGUGUGUAGAACCGCUGCGCAUGGGCGGCUGGCCCAAAACGGACCUCACUCAAUUUCUAUGCGCUUACGAGCAAUGCGCACUACAAAUGGAUGUGCUAAGGGAAGCGGAUCUGAAGUCGGUAUGGGAACGAUACAUGCGAGUUAUAAGCCAGUGCUUACUCACCAUGUACCAUACAUAA
Molecule: messenger RNA, 1074 nt
Organism: Leptosia nina
Lineage: Eukaryota; Metazoa; Arthropoda; Insecta; Lepidoptera; Pieridae
Source: the annotation of a GenBank genome assembly